Neogale vison (American mink) is the source of this 4493-nucleotide messenger RNA. It is a transcript of the gene TRAF1, whose product is annotated as TNF receptor associated factor 1. NCBI's taxonomy places the organism in Eukaryota, Metazoa, Chordata, Mammalia, Carnivora, Mustelidae. Gene Ontology annotation, cellular component: cytoplasmic side of plasma membrane; plasma membrane signaling receptor complex. The record is from RefSeq and is a predicted model, not a curated record. The coding region runs from base 2289 to 3536 and encodes 415 amino acids. Gene Ontology annotation, biological process: positive regulation of JNK cascade; regulation of apoptotic process; tumor necrosis factor-mediated signaling pathway. The transcript is spliced from 9 exons. Gene Ontology annotation, molecular function: tumor necrosis factor receptor binding; ubiquitin protein ligase binding; zinc ion binding.
AAGGGGAUUUGAAAGGAGGGGCCAAGAAUGGUGUCAGGUGCUGGCCAGAGGACUGUUAGAUAGAAACUGGGACGGCCCAUGCACACCGGUGACCCCAACAUUGAGAACCUUGGGGAGAUGGUUUCAGAGACUCAAGGGAGGAAUUCUCUGCAUAGACAGUCUUUCCAACAAGUUCUGUUUUUAAGUGUGGAGAGAGUGUAGAUGCGGGAGAGGACUUUUGGGGAAAGGGUAGAAUGUGUGGUUAGAGCACAGGCUCUGAGUUCAGGAAUCCCCACGCACCAUCUGUGGGACCCUGGGCAAGUCACUUAACUGGUUUGUAAAAUGGGAUGAUGAACACAGUCCCUGCCUCAAAGGGGUCAUAUGAUUAGGUGAGGUGGUUAGAAGUAGUUAACACAGCACUAAAGUGCUGCACCUAGUAUUUCUCCCUUUUAUUAUUGGAACAGCGUGGGGACAUCUUGAUGCUGAUAGGGAAGAUCUGGUAGAGAGGGAGGCUUUGAGGACAGAGGAGAAAGAAAGGAGACCAGGGACAAAGGGACCCAGAACCUGGUUGUGGAGAUAGGUGCCAGUCUAUGCCACAGGAAGGAGAAGAAGGAAUGCAGGGAGGUUUACAGGUUUGGGGUAUGUGGUUAAGGGAGGGCCUUUCUGAUAGGCCUCCUCUGAAGUAGGCCUCAGGGUCAUCUGCUGAGAGGCCCAGGCCACAGCUGGCCCAGGUGGGGGUGGGCAUCCCAGUUUAUACCUGCAGCAGUAGGGGGCUAUGUCCUCUUUGCCAGCUGCCCAAGUAUCACUCCAGGGAAUGGGGGCAGUUGAAUUUUUCUAGGGGCAGAGGACAUCUGGCCUGCCUUGCCCACUUACAAGGCCCAAGUGAAGCUGGUGGAUGUGGAAACACUUUGGAAGCAUAAUGUACCAUCUUAAUUCUUUUCUUUGAUCUUGAGAAGCUGGAAGGGCUGUGACAAUGUCAGAGCCUUCCAAGCACUUGGCUUGGGCCGUGCACCAUGUGAGGCUUCCACCCACCCCCUCACUUGGUCACCACAACAGUCAGGUAAAGUAGACCUUAUUAUUCUCCCCCACUUUACAGAUGCAAAGACUGAGGUUCAGAGAAGUUAAAGACCAUAUCCCGGGACCUACAGCUAGUACGUGGAAGACUUAGGCUCCCGACUCAGAUCUGUCAAACUUCAAAGCCCAGGAUUUGAAACCACCAUGAAAAUUUGUAAAAUCCAGCAGGAUGGGAAGAGGUGGAGGGAAUCAUCUCUUGCAUUUGGUAGAUGAGAAAACAGGCUGCAUGCUCUGAUGCCCAGUCCCGCCUCUGUAAGCCCCACCAGGUCACCUUGCUUUCAUCUCUCUUCUAUGGCUAGAAAACACAGAUCUUAAGAGUUCUCAGACCUUGUGCCCAUGCCGUUUCCCAACCGGGGGCUUGUGACUUUGGACGAGACAUCUUGUUUCUCUGUGCCUAUGUGUUAAAUUCCUGCUAUUAAAUCCCCAGCAGGUCACUUUGAGGAACAGGAAGGAAAGUGUUGCCCGGCCCAGAGUAGACAUUGCCAGAAGCCACACAGCCGUGGAUCUCCCUCCCACUCGGCCAUGAGGCCAGCUCCCUGUGACCUAGUAUUUAUUGAGAGCUUUGUUCUCAGAGCUGGGGAAGUGGUGGCGCCUGACCCAAGUGUGUGGCCACCUAUGAUUUCCUGAGUGGGGAAAUGGGGGGAGGGCCUGAGCAGUUCAUGGUCCCGAGGCUUUGCUUCAAAGGAGCGGGGAGGGCCCAGUGUCAUCACCAGGACUGAUGAAGAAUGCCAUGGGCAAGGUCAGGACAUCAGAAGCCUCCCAGCUGCCUCGGGUUGCCUUGGCCGUCGGGAUCCCCGAAUCUUAGAGCCCAAAAGGGCUUGGAGACUGCCUGUUACGAGUCUUUUUUUUUUUUUUUUUUUUUAAAUAGAUGGGGUUAUCAAGACCCACUGUGAGGAAGUGACUUUCACCUCGGAGAAGCUCUGGCCACGACACAGCUAAAGCGCCUGGAACUUGUGUUUUUGGACCUGCGUCCAGAACCCUGGGGAUUUCCACCAGGGCAGCGAGCACCCCCACCGAGAAUUCUAGGCUCUCUCAAGGUCCCAGGGAACACAGAGGAGCCCCCAGCUGUGACUCUCUGCCGAUGUCCCCAGGGAGGAGGAGGAGGAAGCCAGCAGCUGCCCAAGAAUGACUGGACACUCCUAAAGCCUUCUGUCACCAUCCAGGGGAUUUUUUGCACCACAAAGGCUUCCACAGCUGGUCUCCUCCCCACAGUCGCGUAGACCUGGGACCCCAGGAUGGCCUCUGGCCCAGCCAGCAGCCCCCGCCCGGCCCCCGAUGAGAACGAGUUUCCCUUUGGGUGCCCCCCCACCGCCUGCCAGGACCCACCAGAGCCCAGGGCCCCCUGCUGCGCCGCCUGUCUCUCUGGGAACGUGAGGACCAGCGAGGACCAGAUCUGUCCAAAAUGCAGAGGGGACGGCCCCCAGUCUGUAAGCCCAGGAAGCCUUCAGUCUCAGGAGAAGGACCACCCUGAGGCGGCUGAGGCUGAAGCUGGGUGCCCCUUUGCUAGUGUUGGCUGCUCCUACAAGGGGAGCCCAAAGCUCCUGCAGGAGCAUGAGGUCACCUCCCAGACCGCCCACCUGAACCUGCUGUUGGGGUUCCUGAAGCAGUGGAAGGCCCAGCAGGGCGUGGGCCUGGGGUCCGGGCCCAUGGCCCUGGAGCAGAAUCUGUCAGACCUCCAGCUGCAGGCGGCCGUGGAGGUGGCGGGGGACCUGGAAGUGGACUGCUACCGGGCGCCCCACGCUGAAAGCCAAGACGAGCACGUCCUGAAGCACUUCAUGAAGGAGAAGCUCCUGGCUGAGCUGGAGGAGAAGCUGCGUGUGUUCGAGAACAUCGUCGCCGUCCUCAACAAGGAGGUGGAGGCCUCCCACCUGGCUUUAGCCGCCUCCAUCCACCAGAGCCAGCUCGACCGCGAGCACAUCCUGAGCUUGGAACAACGGGUGCUGGAGCUGCAGCAGACACUGGCUCAGAAAGACCAGGCCCUGGGCAAGCUGGAGCAGGGCCUCCGCCUCAUGGAGGAGGCCUCCUUCGAUGGCACCUUCCUCUGGAAGAUCACCAAUGUCACCAGGCGCUGCCACGAGUCAGCCUGUGGCAGGACCGUCAGCCUCUUCUCCCCAGCUUUCUACACGGCCAAGUACGGCUACAAGCUGUGUCUGCGCCUCUACCUGAAUGGGGACGGGACGGGGAAGAGGACCCACCUGUCGCUUUUCAUCGUGAUCAUGAGAGGGGAGUACGAUGCUCUGCUGCCCUGGCCUUUCCGGAACAAGGUCACCUUCAUGCUGCUGGACCAGAACAACCGUGAGCACGCCAUCGAUGCCUUCCGGCCCGACCUGAGCUCCGCGUCCUUCCAGCGGCCCCAGAGUGAGACCAACGUGGCCAGCGGCUGCCCGCUCUUCUUCCCCCUCAACAGGCUGCAGUCACCCAAGCAUGCCUACGUGAAGGACGACACCAUGUUCCUCAAGUGCAUCGUGGAGACAAGUACUUAGGGCAGGGAGGGCCGUGCCAGCCACCCCCGACCCCCGAGGGAGCACCAGAGUAUGCUGCGGGGUUGGUAAGCUGACUGAGGGCCUGUCCAUGGCCCCCAAGAUCCCAGGCACCAUGCUGGGCUGGGCCGGCACGGACAGGCAGAUGGACUGUGGCUCGCCGUCAGCUUUGGUGGUGGCGGGGCCCUGGGCUGGGCCACAAAGGUCCGGAAGGAGGCGGUAGAUUGUUGUCCUCUGCACCGACCACAGUGAUGCUUGAAGCCUGGAAACCACUCCAGCCCUGCAUGUUGAAGCAGCCUGUGACCGAGGCUGAGAGGGAAGAGGGGCUGGGCUGGGGCAGGGAUGGUGAGCAUGGGGAGGAGGAGAGAAGCUCUCUGAGCGAAGCAGCUCUCUGGACGGCAAGGUCCUUGUGCUGGGGUUGGGAGGGUGGGGCAGCAUCAGGUUGGGACCUGGGUUCGAAGACCUUGAGGUUCCUUCCUGCCCAGAAAGUCUCCAGAUCUGGGCCUCCUGGUACAGGAGGGGCCUAGGGCUGCAGGGGAGCUAGAAACAUUCAGGAGCCUCAGGCUUCCAGGUUCCUCCAUCCCCUUCCCUGCCCCCACGUGGCCAAGCUGGCCCACCCCACACCUGCCACCCCGCCAUCUGGCAGCUCCGCUCCCCAGCGUGCAGGGGCCUGUGUGGGCCCCUGGCCUGUGCCUCCGCUGGCAGGACCCCCCUUCGCCUCUUGUAGGUGAAACCAGGUCCCUCAGCUCCCAGGAACAGCCAGAAGAGAGGGGGAGAAGAAGGGGGUCAGAAACCCUCUGCUCGCCUCCCUUGAAAGCCCCGCCUUCAGCGCUUUCCUGAAUCACAUGUCACCUAAUUAACCGGGGUAUUUCUUUCAGUCGACUGUUUGGGGCCUCUGAGGCACUGAGCAGAGGUUGUCCUUUUAAAUAUGUAUUAAACCAAAGAAAGAGAUUGUUUUGA